Molecule: messenger RNA, 843 nt
Organism: Cyphellophora europaea CBS 101466
Lineage: Eukaryota; Fungi; Ascomycota; Eurotiomycetes; Chaetothyriales; Cyphellophoraceae
Exons: 2
Coding region: 1-843 (280 amino acids)
Biological process (GO): L-cystine transport
Cellular component (GO): vacuolar membrane; fungal-type vacuole
Molecular function (GO): L-cystine transmembrane transporter activity
Source: RefSeq, a predicted model, not a curated record
AUGGACGAACAAACUGCCCAGUUUCUGCGGGCGCUUUCAAGACUCUGUGGAUGGAUAUACACUCUUUCCUGGAGUGCUUCAUUCUAUCCGCAGCCAUUGCUCAACUGGAAGCGCAAGUCUACGCAUGGUCUAGCCAUUGAUUUUCCUCUGCUCAACGUCGUGGGCUUCACCAGCUACACCAUCUCGACUGCUUGCUUUCUCACCUCUAGGGUUGUCAGAGAACAGUAUGCAGCCCGACACCAUGGUCUGGAACCGACCGUCAGGCUCAACGACCUUGUGUUCGGGGUCCAUGCGAUCAUUCUUGUGACCUUGACCUAUACACAGUUCUACCCUAUGCUAUGGCGCUUCCAGGUCUCCUGGCGUCAGCGAGCUAGUGCACCUGUCGUAGGACUAUGCUGGGGCUGCUUUCUGUCGGUCAUAGUGGUCAUGCUGCUGAUCUGGUAUCGAAACGGCUUCGGCCAUCAGCAGGCACUGGACUGGGCCUGGAUCGACAUCCUGUAUACCCUUGGUUACAUCAAGCUCGUCGUUACCUUUGUCAAAUAUAUCCCGCAAGCAUUCGUCAACUUCAAACGAAAGUCGACAGAAGGGUGGUCGAUAUAUCAAAUCCUCUUCGACCUGACAGGCGGUGUGCUCAGCAUGGUCCAAUUGGUGAUCGAUGCCAGCUUUCAGAGCGACUGGAGUGGUAUCACCGGCAACCCUUUGAAGUUUGGUCUCAGUGUGGUGUCCACGGCGUUUGAUCUGCUUUUCAUGGUGCAGCAUUAUCUCUUGUACCGCUCACCCGUCGGCCAGGUGAAGGAUUCCGAGCAUGAGCCACUCUUGGCAGAGCCCGGCCAGGUUACGUGA